Sitophilus oryzae (rice weevil) is the source of this 432-nucleotide messenger RNA. RefSeq names its product 110 kDa antigen-like. The record is from RefSeq and is a predicted model, not a curated record. The transcript has a single exon. Bases 1 to 432 code for a protein of 143 amino acids. NCBI's taxonomy places the organism in Eukaryota, Metazoa, Arthropoda, Insecta, Coleoptera, Curculionidae.
AUGGAACAUACAGUAUCUAAGGAAGAAGAGCAUUCAGCCGAAACAGAAACUGAAGAAACCUUAAGUGUAGCUUCUGAGUCAGAAACUCCUCAGACAGUGCCUGAAGAAAUGGAGCAUACAGUAUCAAAGGAAGAAGAGCAUUCAGUCGAAACAGAGACUGAAGAAUCCUUAAGUGUAGCUUCUGAGUCAGAAAUUCCUCAAACAGUGCCUGAAGAAAUGGAACAUACAGUAUCUAAGGAAGAAGAGCAGUCAGUCAAAACAGAGACUGAAGAAACCUUAAGUGUAGCUUCUGAGUCAGAAAUUCCUCAGACAGUACCUGAAGAAAUGGAACAUACAAUAUCUAGGGAAGAAGAGCAUUCAGUCGAAACAGAGACUGAAGAAACCUUAAGUGUAGCUUCUGAGUCAAUAGAUAUGCCUCAUCUAUAUCAAUAA